CAUUGCGGUGGAUCGAUUGAAACCGUUCCUAUCUCGAUCGGGUCCUCUCCAAAACGACGAAAGACUCGAGAUAUAUCUGGCCGGCGGCGGUGCGCUCCAAUCCCGCAAUCCCUCAUGAAAAAACUCUCCAAUGACAGGAUCAGCGCGCUCCCUGACGACGUCCUCCUCACCACCCUCCAAUUCGUCGACCUGCGCACGGCCGUCAGCACCGGCGCCCUCGCGAGACGAUGGAGGCACCUCCCUCGUCUGCUUUCCAGCCUCGCCAUCGAUGUGGCCACCUUGGUACCCCAUCCCAAGGGUUUCUCCCCACCCCAUCACACGGUGGACUGUAUAAUGAAGAGCUACACUGAUUCCGCGAGGUGGUUUCUGGCUGAAGAACGGAGCAUCAAGAGCCUGUGCCUAGCCUUCUACCUGAUCGACCCUUACCUGCUCACCAUCGGCGACGCCGUUCUCAAGAGCCUGUGCCGAGCGUCUCGAGUUCACCAUCCGGACGGAGCUGCCUGCUGCCAUGGUCAACUACGAGCAGCGUGCUCUACUCGGUCGACGCUUCAUGUCAUUCCUUGGUGCUUGUCCUGUGGUUUUCAGCUGGGUAACCAGCCUCACCCUGCAGAAUCUGCGAUUCACUGCCUCAGACUUCCUGGCCCUCCUCCACACCUGCAGCCGACUCCAGCUCCUUUCCUUGGCCCACUGUGGCUCUCGCACCGACUCGAUCCUAUCGGUAGACGCUCCCGACUCUUCACUUCUUGCUCUGGAAAUUCGUGCUUGCUUCUACCACACAGUCGACCUGAUCAGGGUUCCAAAACUUGAGCGGCUUCUUUGUGACCUCGAUAAUAUGGCCGGGAGCUUUCCCACCCUGCGGUUUGGCUAUGUUCCUUGUCUUCAUGACAUCAAACUCUCGAUCAUACAUCUGUCUCACUACUACCAAAAUCCAAGACAACUCUCACCCGCAUUUAAUAACCUGAGAGAUAUUUAUCUUGGACGUUUGGGUAUGUUUGGAAUGCCAUGGACUAUUUUUGUCCUAGAAGCCGCGCCUCUCCUCAAGAAGCUCUCUAUGGAGGUACGUGGUACUAUCUUCUCUUCGCUAAAAUUUUGGACACCCGCAAA
This is a messenger RNA of Triticum aestivum (bread wheat), 1104 nucleotides long. RefSeq names its product putative F-box/LRR-repeat protein At3g44080. The record is from RefSeq and is a predicted model, not a curated record. Lineage: Eukaryota; Viridiplantae; Streptophyta; Magnoliopsida; Poales; Poaceae. The transcript is spliced from 2 exons. The coding region runs from base 115 to 807 and encodes 230 amino acids. Gene Ontology annotation, molecular function: protein binding.